CGCUGCGCCCGCCCGGCCGCCCCGGAGCCCCGCGCAGGGCCCGGGCCGCGGCGGCGGCGGCGGCGGCGGCGCCCGGCCCCCUCCCCCGGCGCCGGCCAAGUGAGGCGGUGAUGCGGGCGCUGGCGGCCCCGGCUGCGCCGAGAGCGGAGACACAGGCUCAAGAUGGCAGAUUCCGACUGAGGCUGGGGGGGCCGAGCUCGCGCGCCGCGUUCCCUUCUCCGUUGCCAUGAAUCGCGGACACCCCGGCCCCGAUGGCCCCCGUGUACGAAGGUAUGGCCUCACAUGUGCAAGUUUUCUCCCCUCACACCCUCCAAUCAAGUGCCUUCUGUAGCGUGAAGAAGCUGAAAGUAGAGCCGAGUUCCACCUGGGACAUGACCGGGUACGGCUCGCACAGCAAGGUGUAUGGCCAGAGCAAGAACGCGCCGCCUUCGCAGCCAGCCGCCGCCGCCACCGUCAGCGCCUCCCUGCCCAUCCCGAACCCAGGCCUACCUUACGAGCAGACCAUCAUCUUCCCAGGGAGCGCCGGGCACAUCGUCGUCACGUCCGCCAGCAGCACGUCUGUCACUGGGCAAGUCCUCGGUGGCCCGCACAACCUCAUGCGUCGCAGCACUGUGAGCCUUCUCGACACCUACCAAAAAUGCGGACUCAAGCGGAAGAGUGAGGAGAUUGAGAACACGAGCAGCGUGCAGAUCAUCGAAGAGCACCCACCCAUGAUUCAGAACACCGCGAGUGGGGCCACUGUCGCCACUGCCACCACCUCGACUGCCACCUCCAAAAACAGUGGCUCCAACAGCGAGGGGGACUACCAGCUGGUCCAGCAUGAGGUGCUGUGCUCCAUGACCAACACGUACGAAGUUCUGGAGUUCCUGGGCCGGGGGACGUUUGGGCAAGUGGUCAAGUGCUGGAAGCGGGGCACCAAUGAGAUCGUGGCCAUCAAGAUCCUGAAGAACCACCCAUCCUACGCCCGCCAAGGUCAGAUCGAGGUGAGCAUCCUGGCGCGCCUGAGCACGGAGAGCGCCGACGACUACAACUUCGUCCGCGCCUACGAGUGCUUCCAGCACAAGAACCACACGUGCUUGGUCUUCGAGAUGCUGGAGCAGAACCUCUAUGACUUUCUGAAGCAGAACAAGUUCAGCCCCUUGCCCCUCAAAUACAUUCGCCCGGUCCUCCAGCAGGUGGCCACGGCCCUGAUGAAACUAAAAAGCCUCGGUCUCAUCCAUGCCGACCUCAAACCGGAGAACAUCAUGCUGGUCGAUCCCUCUAGACAGCCGUACCGAGUCAAGGUCAUCGACUUUGGGUCAGCCAGUCACGUGUCCAAGGCUGUGUGCUCCACCUACUUGCAGUCCAGGUAUUACAGGGCCCCUGAGAUCAUCCUUGGUUUACCAUUUUGUGAGGCAAUUGAUAUGUGGUCCCUGGGCUGUGUCAUAGCGGAGCUGUUCCUGGGCUGGCCGCUGUAUCCAGGGGCUUCAGAGUACGAUCAGAUUCGGUAUAUUUCACAAACGCAGGGUUUGCCAGCAGAAUAUUUAUUAAGCGCAGGGACAAAGACAACUCGGUUUUUCAACCGUGACACCGACUCGCCCUAUCCUUUGUGGCGGCUGAAGACACCAGAUGACCAUGAAGCAGAGACGGGGAUUAAGUCAAAAGAAGCAAGGAAGUACAUUUUCAACUGUUUAGAUGAUAUGGCCCAGGUGAACAUGACCACAGACUUGGAAGGGAGUGACAUGUUGGUGGAAAAGGCGGACCGGCGGGAGUUCAUCGACCUGUUGAAGAAGAUGCUGACCAUAGAUGCCGACAAGAGAAUCACUCCCAUCGAGACCCUGAACCACCCCUUCGUCACCAUGACGCACUUACUCGAUUUUCCCCACAGCACACACGUCAAGUCGUGUUUCCAGAACAUGGAGAUCUGCAAGCGCCGGGUGAACAUGUAUGACACGGUGAACCAGAGCAAAACCCCUUUCAUCACGCACGUGGCCCCCAGCACCUCCACCAACCUGACCAUGACCUUCAACAACCAGCUGAACACUGUCCACAACCAGGCUCCCACCUCCACCAGUGCCACUCUUUCCUUAGCCAAUCCCGAAGUCUCCAUACUAAACUACCCAUCUGCACUCUACCAGCCCUCAGCGGCGUCCAUGGCUGCAGUGGCCCAGCGGAGCCUGCCCCUGCAGACGGGAACUGCCCAGAUCUGCGCCCGGCCUGACCCCUUCCAGCAAGCGCUCAUCGUGUGUCCGCCCGGCUUCCAAGGACUGCAGGCCUCCCCCUCUAAGCAUGCUGGCUACUCUGUGCGAAUGGAAAAUGCAGUUCCCAUCGUCACUCAAGCCCCAGGAGCUCAGCCUCUUCAGAUCCAACCCGGCCUGCUUGCCCAGGCCUGGCCAAGCGGGACCCAGCAGAUCCUGCUCCCCCCGGCGUGGCAGCAGCUGACUGGAGUGGCCACCCACACGUCGGUGCAGCACGCCGCCGUGAUUCCCGAGACCAUGGCAGGCACCCAGCAGUUGGCCGACUGGAGGAACACACACGCUCACGGCAGCCAUUACAAUCCCAUCAUGCAGCAGCCUGCCCUGCUGACCGGUCAUGUGACCCUUCCAGCAGCCCAACCCUUAAAUGUGGGCGUGGCCCACGUGAUGCGGCAGCAACCAACCAGCACCACCUCCUCCCGGAAGAGUAAGCAGCACCAGUCCUCUGCGAGAAACAUCUCCACCUGCGAGGUGUCCUCCUCUCAGGCCAUCAGCUCCCCUCAGCGGUCCAAGCGCGUCAAGGAGAACACGCCUCCGCGCUGCGCCCUGGUGCACAGCAGCCCGGCCUGCAGCUCCUCCGUCACCUGCGGCUGGGGCGACGGGGCCUCCAGCACCACCAGGGAGCGGCAGCGGCAGACGAUUGUCAUCCCCGACACCCCCAGCCCCACUGUCAGCGUCAUCACCAUCAGCAGUGACACGGACGAGGAGGAGGAGCAGAAGCACGCCCCCACCAGCACUGUCUCCAAGCAGAGAAAAAACGUCAUCAGCUGUGUCACGGUCCACGACUCUCCCUACUCCGACUCCUCCAGCAACACCAGCCCCUACUCCGUGCAGCACCGCACCGGGCACAACGCUACCACCUUUGAUACCAAGGGGAGCCUGGAGACGCACUGCACUGGGAACCCCCGGACCAUCAUUGUGCCCCCUCUGAAGACCCAGGCCAGCGAAGUGUUGGUGGAGUGUGAGAGCCUGGGGCCAGUCAACACCAGUCACCACUCGUCCUCCUACAAGUCCAAGUCCUCCAGCAACGUGACCUCCACCAGCGGUCACUCUUCAGGGAGCUCGUCGGGAGCCGUCGCCUACCGGCAGCAGCGGCCGGGGCCACACUUCCAGCAGCAGCAGCCUCUCAACCUCAGCCAGGCUCAGCAGCACAUCACCGCAGACCGCGCCGGGAGCCACCGACGGCAGCAGGCCUACGUCACUCCCACGAUGGCCCAGGCCCCAUACUCCUUCCCGCACAACAGCCCCAGCCACGGCGCUGUGCACCCGCACCUGGCCGCUGCCCACCUCCCCACCCAGCCCCACCUCUACACCUACACGGCACCCGCAGCCCUGGGCUCCACCGGCACCGUGGCCCACCUGGUGGCUUCCCAAGGCUCCGCGCGUCACACCGUGCAGCACACUGCCUACCCAGCCAGCAUCGUCCACCAGGUCCCCGUGAGCAUGGGCCCCCGGGUCCUGCCCUCGCCCACCAUCCACCCGAGUCAGUAUCCAGCCCAGUUUGCCCACCAGACCUACAUCAGCGCCUCUCCAGCCUCCACCGUCUACACUGGAUACCCACUGAGCCCCGCCAAGGUCAACCAGUACCCUUACAUCUAAACACUGGAGGGGGGAUGGCCGCAGGGGAGGAGGGAGAGGAGGAGGGACCGAGGGGGGAGCUGGUCCUUCUAUACUGAAGACGCGCACAUGAACAAUGCAAACGGGCCGGGCUGGGGAGGGGGCAGGGGGCAGGGACGGGACGCAAACGAAACUUGAACUAGGAAGUGGGAGGACUGAGCGUGGAGAAGAGAACAUUUUAAGAAGGAAGGGAUUUAAGGAGGGGGGAAAUCUAUGCUUUUUAUUUUAAAAAAGAAAAAAAAAAGAAAACGUCAGUAACAAAAAAACAAAAAAAAACAAAAAAAACACCACAGCUCACGAACCCAUUGUGCACCAAACUGGAAAGGAGAAGAAUAGAGCGACGGAAGAUUCCAGAAGUGAGGGGGGUGGCCUCAGCUUUUGAAGAACUUGAUGAACUUCUCAAAGAUUAUUUUCAUAUGGCAGCAAGUGACGCUUACGAAUUUGCUGUCAGGGACACCUGAUAUGGAAAUCCAAUAGAUUUUUAAUGAGUGAACAUAAGAAUUAGGGAUUUUUCCAGAACUCUAUAAAGGGUCAGCAGCCCUCUGGAAAGGUCCAGCCAUGGCCUGAGGAGGCAUAUUCAGAGGCUGGCCUGGGGUUGGCGGAGCCCGGUUCUGGCUCACCUGCCAGGACGGACUGGGGGGGUGGCGGCCGGGGGGAGGAGGACACCCCCCCCCCCCCAGAGAGGGUCCAGUGUUUCCAUUUCAGUCUCUUUCUGAGCAUUCUGGAUAAAUCCCUAAAGCAGUGAUAUUCCGCCAAUGUCAUUAAUAGUGUGUGUUGCAAACUCCAAGGUCGGUUUUCUUCUCCGAAGAUUUCUUUUCUCUUCCACUCCGUCCCUCGUCCCGUUAGCGCAGGGUCGAGGCCUCGGCCGAGCCCUCGGAGAUGUAGCAGCCUGCACCCGUGUGUCGUCCUUUCUGUUCACCCCCGACGAUACCAAUAGACUUUGCCUCAGUGUAAUUGCACAACAAGAACGUGAUCUGACGUGGGCGUGUGCGCACGUGGCGCGCCCUCCUGCCCCGGCCCGGCCGCCAGCUCUCGCUGUCUUGGUUUCACAUCUGUCCCUCCUAGUGCCUUACCGACCGUCGGAUGCGGCGUGAGGGUUUACUUCCGCGGUCCUCCGCGAAGCCGGCCGAGGCGAGCCCCGCCAUCUCAGCCCUUCUUCUGUGCUGUUGUACCAUUUUCCUCUGGUCUGGCCUUUCCUUCUUUUGGUUUGGUUUGGUUUGGGCUUUUUAAGUUUCUCUUUUAUCUGAACACCUGUUGUCUUUCCCCCGCUGUUUGCUAGCAGAGGGGUGUCGGGAAGCUGGCAGGGGCCAGGAGGAGCCCCGGGAUCUGGAGAGAGAGGUGGGGGGCCCUGACGGUGGUAAUGGCUUUAGAUGACCUCGGAGACGCCGCAGGAGAGACUCCCCACGCGGCACCCCUACCCCAUUCCGCCGCAGGGGCCCAGCCCUGCCAUGUGUGGGCCUAGAGGGCCCAUCUCUGUUUCAGGAACGUUGGCCUUGCCAGGCAGCUGCCUCCUUCCUCAUGCAGAAGGGGCAGAGGACAGGAGCCCGCCUUCCGCCUCCAGGCCCAGGGCUCCCUUCCCGUGGCUGCCUGCAGGGUGGUGAGGGGGCCUGGGGCCCAGCCCCACGUUCUCAGACGCACCUCUGCUUCGCUCUCUCAGCCCUGCCUGCCUCCCUCUCGCCUCUGGUUCCACCGGCUGUGCUUUGCUCUCACGGUUUUGCCAGAUCCUUCUCUCUCUGGACAACCAGGAACCGGUGUUUGCUGCUGAAUGUGUCCUCCAGUUCCCCGGGCCUGCCAAGGCCCACUUCGGCUUUUGGUUUCCGGGGGCCUGAUGAGCAAAAGGCUGGAAGGACACUUAGGAGGGUGACGGGCAGUCAGCUUUUUCCAAGGAAAUGUGCCCUUUGUCCUCUUUGCACCUUCAAUACAUUCUGGAAAUGUCAGACUUUGCACACUGGUGGGGGUGGGGUGGAGAGGGCUCUACCUACAGCAAAUUAUUCCUGAACACAUGCACAUCGGGAGGCUCCAUCUGGUCAGAGAUAGGAUGUUCAAAGUGUGGUCCUAGUGGUUUGUUUUUUUUUUUUUUUUUUGAUGCCGAGUCCUUAACUGACCCCAAAGCCAAGUUUCCAAGGUGCAAAGAGAUCACUCCGGUUUCAGUCUGCGGCCCCCACCUUCCCUCCUCCCUGUACAGGCCCCCUCAAGGAUCUACUGUGAAAGGUGUUUUGUACCACGAUGUCUGACCUAACUCAGUAACGAAACCCAGCCCUUACCUUAGCUCUUAGCUGUGAAAUAUGAAGUAACUCUGGAAAUGUCCCCUCUCCUCCCGUAAAUUCUGCUUCGCCUACACAGAAAUCGGUCCCCAGCUUGAAACCAGCUUAGGCCGGAAGGAAGGAAGGACACCACCACCCACUCGGGAGGGGCACCCCCGGGCCGAGCCCGUGGUACCCAGCGGGUGGACAAGGUGCUCCGCUCGCCUCGGGGGAGCCGGGGCUGAGACCCAUACCAGAUCAUCCAGGCGUGAGGACGUGCCAUCAUCCUGAGACAACGGGAAAGCGGCCCCUCCGAGCGAGGGGCGGGGGAGAAAAGUCUUUGAAGGAUGCGCUAGAUAGAGCCUUCCCAGAGCCAGCCCGCCGGGGGGGGCUCAUCUCUGUUCUGGACUUUGGGCAUCCAGAGGGCAGCAGUGCCCCGUCGGAUCUCCCCUUGCCCGGUGACCCGGGUACAGAAGUCUCCGCUGCCCACGAGCCAGCAUUUUUGCCUUAUUGGGUAGCAUCCUGAACCCCCCUGUGUGGUUCCCUUCCAGCCCGUUUCUAGAUCUGAUCUUUUGCCAGCAGAGACAACACAGCCUUCCCUUUUAAGAGAAUGAUUUCGUCCGCCUCAGCUGGAGAUGAUGCGCUCGCCUGAUAUCAUCUUGCCCUUUCUUCCAGAUCAGGAAUGAAAGUUCCAUGCUGCUCAUAAAGAGAAUAUGAUUUGUACGGAUUAUUUUGGUUAUUAGCAUUGUAAUGACUCGCAUAAUCAUCAUUUUGGUAUUUUAGUUGGGGUUUUAAAUGGUGUUCCAGGUAUCUUUGUGUCUUCUCUUGAAUAUUUAAGUUUAUUUUGUUCUAUCUGUGAGUAUCUGAGUAGACAGGAGGGACAUCCCGAUGUCCGGUUUUGUCAGACCAAAAAAAAGAAAAGAAAAGAAAAAACGAUCCAGGAAUUAGGAAAAGGCUCUCGAGAAAGACACACCACAAAACAAGGUUUGAAGAAGAAGCAGGGCCUUUAUCUCUUUACAGGCCAAAAGGCCACGUUGGGCUCUGGUGACACGGGCCCCAUCCACACUGUGUGCUCCUAGGUGUUCAGUGGCCUGGGAGGAGACCUGAGAAGACGGGCUCAGGGGUCCCUGGCUGAACCUUGAGCCUCGGGUCCGUCCCACGUUCCCUGCGCUUCUGCCAUCUGACAGCUAGAUCCUGGGCCUGCCUGGAAUCUGCUAUUUACCUGUCCAGCAAAAAAAGUAAAAAACAAAAACCUCUGCCCAAGCUGACCCAGCUCCUUUCCCAAAUGCUCCCCCCCACCCCCACCCCCCGUGUCCCAUCAGCACAGCCGGAGUGUGGCGUGCGGCACGCAGCCUUCAGUGCGGAGACAACUGCCCCUCCUAGGAGCCCUUGGAGGUAAUGAGCUGAUGGAAGGUGCCAGGCAGGUGGUACCUUCCCCUGGGAAAGAGCCUCCCCUCCCCACCUCCACCACUCUGCCUCCUCCUUCAGGCCCCCUUCCCCACCCUGACCCCAGUCCAUCUUCUCAGCACAUGAUUCCAGGGACAAACUAUGGAGCCAAAAAAAAAAAAAAAAUUGGUGGAGGGAUAGUAGGAGGCUAGAGAAACACUGACCCAAGUCCAGCAGCUCCUUGGACACUCCGGCUGCUGCUCCCCCAAAAUUGAUGGCCCACAUGCUGCUCCCCAAACCUAGAAACUACGGGGCCUGAGAUGAAGGAAGGUUUGGAAUGACUGGCUUCCCUGGAGUUAAUGAAGGGGACCUCAGGCAGUGGCCAGCCCACAUCAGCGCCCUCCCCAAGCACCCCUAUCCCUAACCCCUCCUCAGCCUAAGCCCCGGAGCUGAGGGGUCAGAAGCCCUAGGGAAAGACCCCAGUGGGAGAAGCCAGCCUCUGCGUAUGCUCUCACCCCAUCCUCUGAGUCGCCCUGGCAAGAAGGAUGGAUAAAAGGCUGCCCGCCCCUAGGACCCAGCUCUCAAGUAGAGGGAUGCCAGUGGAGUCCUUGUAGGACCACAGAUAACCUAGAAGGCCACCUGCUCUGGAGUUAGCUCCGUCUUUCUUUACUGAAGAAACGUGGCUGAGGCUAAGAGGGAAGAAAGGAAGGUCCAGGAGCGUCGCAAGUGGAGCCUCAGAAACCACAGGUGGAUUGGCUUCUGCUCCGUGGGGUCUUGUGGACCCAUCUGGGUCUUUGCGGCCGUCUAGGUGACGUUUGGUGAUGUUUUGGCCAUUUCUAAGGGAAAGGGUGAGCCAGCUGAUGGGUGGGAGGGUCUGAGGCUUGAUGCCAGUGAAUACUGUCAAGUGGAGCAUGUGGUUUGUGGGGUUCAGAGGGAAGGAAGGGUGAGGCCGAACGGACGGUUGUCUCCUGGACUGGAUUUGCGUUCUGGCCUUACUGGCGGUGGGUGGCCGGCAGGCUGUGGCGGCCAGCUGGCCUUGUCCUCCUCACCCUGGCAGGCUCAACCCGCCCAAACACCAGAUUGUUGGAUGGAAGGAAGGGAAGGUGAGAUGAGCCCAGCCGCUGACAGGCGGAUUUUCCCGUGACCAGAGCUUUGGAAUUGCAGACACUCAUUUUUGAACAAGCUUGUGCUGGAGGAUUUGGGUUGUGCGAGUGCGUGUGUGUGAGGGGAGCAGACUUUCUUGGAAACUGAAGGAAGGAGAUGAGGAGGCUUAAGGAACUAUUGCUGAUGGGCUGUGGUUGAUGAAACGAGGGGCAUCGACCGGCUGGCCCGGGCUUUCAGCCUGGGGUCUCUGGUGCUGGGGGCAGGAUGGGAUGCGGGGAGGGCUCUUGCUGGCCUGAUGAGUAGCUGCUGGGACAGAACGCAGGGAGAAGAGGGAAACUAGGUGUCCUGGGGCAGCCGAGAGGCACUUGUAACCGCCAGCCCAAGCGACGCUGCCAUGAGCAUUCUGGCCCCUGGCCCUGUACGCGCUUCUCUCCCGGGCUCUGUCUUCUCUUUCCGGUGUGUCUUAGAGAUUUCAGGUGGGGGAGCCUCAGCAUGGAGCAGGCCAGAGCUGUCCUUACCAAAUUGGAAAGGAAAGUGCAAGUGUUCCUUUCUUUAGCCAAAGAACCCUUCUAGGAGACACCCCCACAUGCGGACAGAACGGCUUCCUUUCUGGGCAAUAAUGACUUCAUCAUUGAGUGAUGCCAUCCCAUUUGUCUUUCUCUUUCCCCUCUCUCCUGACUUGGCUUUUCGUUUUGUCUGGAGUUUUUGUUGUUGUUGCUUUCUUUUCUUUCAAAACUGAGCUCAUCUUGUGAGAGGAGUCGAGGUCAGUCGCCCUAAAUACUGCUGCUCUUGAGAAGCACAGCACGGAUCUGGGGGCUUAGCUCAUCUCAUGUUUCCCAGGGGAGUCAGACCUUCUGCCCAGAGGUGCUUUGGGGUUCACUUGCACACCGGCGCCAGGCUUGGGGUGUGGGUACAUUUCCGCUUUGAUGCCUUAGACUCACUUCUGGUCUCUGGACUCAGCCGAGAACUGGAGAUGGCGAAAUGACAUGUAAAUGCAAUCGAGACCUCUCAAAGGCCUUUGGUGCCCUCGCUCCCUGGAGUGAGCCAUCCUAGGAGAGGCCUCUCCCAUCGUUCUUGCAGCUUCCAGGAGUCCGAGAGGGCCAGCUCCAAACCAGUUCCUCCCACAAGACUCAGUGCGCGCUUACAGAGCAGUGACCCUCCCGAGGGGCGCCCUUGCUCCGGGUACCUGAACCAGAAAGGAGCUUCGUGAUGCCCCAGCCUGACUCCCCCACGCCUCUGAGAUACCCCCGCCCCCAGACUCAGAGCCCUCGCCUCAGAGCCUUCUGCUGACGAUCUCUUUGUUAAAACUUGCGGUGUCCCUCGAGUCCUAGCCAAAGUUUGUUCAGUGCUUUCAGCAGGUCAGGCUCAUACCUGGCCCUCUAUGAGUCAAGGAACCCACAGGCACCCCAUUUGCAGCACCCCCCUUUACAGUUGAUGAGCAAGUUGACUGACCCUCUAAGAAAGUAGCCUGUGUUCAAGGAAAGAAAAUACAGCAGUGAUCCGAAAUCCCCAAGUUCUAGUGAAAUUUUUUGUUAAUCAGACCCUUUCCUGAAAUAGGAUUUUGUUUCACUUAUUUAAUCAUGCUCCCACUUCCAAUGUGCCAAACGUGUUUAUCCUGUUUUCACUCCGUCUUUGUAAUAAGCCCUGUGAAAUCGGCAGUACUAGUCCCUUUACAGGUGAGGCGCCUGGCUCCACAAGCUGGUAACCCAGGUCACACAGCUAGUAGGGGAGCCGGGCCUUGAACCCGGGUCUGCUCAGCUCCAGAACCGAGCUCGCAGACGCCAGCCUCGGCUGUCUCCUUGGCUGUUUGUGCGAAGAAAAGCCUCGAAGGAACGUCCCCCUGCACCACCCCUGCCCCGUGUGUGGAACCCAGCAGAAGGUCUGUGUGAAGGGGGCGUUUGCAUCAGAUCCAAGCAGCAGGGGCAGGAUUAGUUUGACUUUUAGAGAAAACUCUUAAGCGUGUUUCUUUUGGUUCACAGCAGAGUUCAUUGGCUCUUCCUUUCCAGUGUACCAGCUAGCUUUCAUAGUGCUGCUACAACUAACUCUUGUAAGAGUGAGGGAAAAAAGUGUUCUUUUCUUCUUUAAAAAAAAUAAUUUUUUUCUUGCUUGUAGUUAAUUCUAUAAAGGCAAUACUAAAGGUAUAUAUUUUUUUCAAAAUGCUAUUUUUUACUGCACUGAGAAAUAUCAUGACACUUCUGGUCUCUGUCAUCAUCUACUCUUUCGGCUCUGGGUAGACCCAGGUGCAGGAUUCACACCAAAUUUGUAAAUAUUGUGUGUGGGUCUGGUGUCCAGGAACUGUUUUCUUUGUGUAAAAAACAAAAACAAAAACAAAAAAAGGAGGAGAAAGACAAGAUGACUUUUAGAAAGAGGAACAAAAUAAGGUUGUCUUUUGAGAUAACCUCAGACGGAAGGCAGCGGUUUUGUAAACUGAGAAAAACUAGGCAACUUUCAGGAUAUCAGGAAGGAGAGUGUCUUGCCAAGUUUUGAGGUUACUAGUAAUACAGGAGCAUUUUUAUGUUGGUUGAAAGGUGGCAAGAAUUUAGAAAUACUUUAGAUUUUUAAUUUUUUAGGAAACUAUUCUUGCUUUAAGAAACAUCUCAGUUGUUUUCGGGUGGGUUUUUUGUUUUCCUUUUAAUUUCAGAAACUUCUUUAUUGACUGGCUCCAGGCUUGUUUGCCUAAAUGCUUAGGUAGUUUACACAAGUUCUAGAACCUUCUAGAACUUUAAUUCCAUUGGAAGCAAAGCCAACUAAUCAGAAUUGGUUGGUUUCAAUAGGUAUUCUGGAAUUCUGACAGAGCACCUAAAGAUCUUUCUAAAGAAGGUUUUAGAUACAUUAUCUUACACAAACUGUGACCUGAUGGCAAUAAUUACCUCAAAUGUGGGCAUUCAUCCUGGUUUUAGGCUUUUUUGAAAUCAUGUAGCCAGCUUGAUCUUGGGGUUUAAAGGACUUAGGACCUCUGCGUGGGCUGAAAAUAACGAUUCACUCAUACGCUGGUCAUCAUCGUUGCUUAAGUGAAUUCUGAAAAGAGCUCAUCUCUACCACAAAAAUUAAACCAAGGAAGAGAUUAUUCUCUGUCUUGUAAUCAAAUGUGAUUUUCAAAAGCACAUGUUAAGGAUAUAUGUUUUUAGCUGCUGUCAAAUGCUCUGAGCCUUCUAAGAUCUCCAGAGAGUCACAUUUUCAGUAAUUGACUGUGGAUACUUCAGCAUCUUUCUGGCUACAUUUUAUAGUUCACGUGUUUCAUAGUUUACACUUAAACUGGUACUUUUUAAAGAAAGUUUUUGUUUUUAACUGACAUCUUCAAACCCCAGCCGUUGCGUCUCUAAUCGGAGGCCACGUUCCCCCCAAGGCAGGUGCGAUCUGCCCAUAUGCUGUGUGAGUCCACCGAGAGCAUCCGCCUCCAGAUGGGUUUCCAUGCAAACAAGAGCAGAUGUGAAGGGAUUUCCGGGGGGGGGGGGGGGCAGGAAGGGGUGGGUCCACAGCCUGGGCCAGAUGCGAAGAGCUCAUGAUGCUGUGUUGUAUCCAUACGGGUCGUCAGGGCCUUCUCUUGGACAUCUUGGAAGAGACAGAGAGGAUAGAUACCCGGUUCGUUGAUUUCGUCUUGAUUUGAAUGUUUAAUUUAUUAAUCGAUCUACUGGCUUCCAGUCACCAGGCAGUAGAGGACACUGGGGUUCAGGUGGCCCCAAAGGUACAGCUGCUAUUUCCAGGCCCCCAGCCGCAUGCAGAUUGGUGAUGUGCAGGGGAGAGUCGUGCCCCACCCCCGUGCCGAUAUUCACUGGUUGGGUUUUCCGUAUGUCUGCUGUCACUCCUUUCUCCUUCAAAAUAAGCGUCAAAGGAUGUGUCUACUUUUUUUUUUUUUUUUUUCACUCUUCGUUUUGAAGCCUGGGUCAUUAGGAGAUGGGGGCCUAGAUUUUUUUCCUAGAGGUUGUAAGUGCUGCUGAGCAGGAGGAGGGGGUGGCUGUGGGGGGAGGGGCAGUGAGAGACCGCCCCCCAGGUAGAGGUCAUGGUUGAGAGUGGACCCCUCCUUAUGCAGGAAGGUACCAGUUUCCCUAAGAGUUUUGGUUCAUUUCUUCUUUUCUCUUGUGCCCCAGCCUUAGCACAGAGGACCUGCUGUGAUCUGAGUCACAUUCCUUUAGCAGAUGACACCCUGAAAACUGCAAAACCCUCCCGGGACCAGGGAACUGGUUUUUGUUUGUAAUGCAUUUGCUCUUCCCUUGGGAACUCUGUCGAUAGUAUGUUCUUAAUACAGUUUUUGGUUAGAAACGUCAUUGUAAAAUAUUUUUCAUCUUGCCACUCUGAAUUGUACUCCUGCUUUCCUCUGUGUGGUUUUUCUUUUUUCCUUUGCUUUGAUUAACCAAAUGAAUUUUAUGUCAUUGUCUUUGGGCUGUAAAUUAUAUUUUUAAAAAAUGGAAGUACAGAAAUGGGCUUUUUUUUUUUUAAAGUAAAUAUGCUGUAUCUGAAAAAGGGCUCUUCCUUCACUCGUAGUUUGCUUCCAGCCAGCCUCCACACGAGCCUCCUGGCACUCCCUCCCCCUUCUUGUUUUGGGUCUUGUCCCCGUGGCCACCUUGGCCUCUCCCCUGCUGUCGCCCCAGCCCCACACCCAGGCACCCAGGACUCCCAGGAAGCUCUCAUGAGCCAGGAAGAAGGACCCACUUAGCCUUGUGAGUGGUGGUCUUGCCUCCCUGUCAGAUAUUCACCUGCUUGGUUGAAGGGGCAAUAGAUUUUUUUUUUAGUAUUAUUGUUGUUGUUGUUGUUGUUGUUAUUAUUAUUAUUAUUUUAAUAGUUUGGCUCAGGUUAUAAGGAAGAACUUGGGAAAUGGAAAGUGACUUGACCAUGCCCAUCCUUCGUAGCUUUCUGUGACUUCUGAAUGGCACCUAAUGUGUCCCCCCCGCACACACUCCCUCCUCCCUUCCUGCAGGUACUCUUGUUGGCUGCCUCCACCCACUCUCGCUCCCUCUCACUUCUCACCCCAUUCACUGUUGUGUUCCUGCUCAUUUAAAGCUUUCUCCCGUGGCUUUUCCAGGGCACAAUCAUUUCUGGCCCCCAAAGCAUCUCCUCAUCCUCUCUGUGUGCAUUUUUUUAACCAAAUGAAGUAGACCAGGAAGUCAUACUCUGGGGCAGCGGAAGUUCUAGUGUAGUAGAAUCACUGUAUAGAUGUAGAUGUUGAUAUAUAUGUUUGUGUAUAUAUAUAUCAAGCCAAAUUUCUGAUAGGAAAAGUAUAGCUUUACAGAUGAGGAGGAAGAGGCGAUUUGAAAAGCCUGAGUCAGUGUUGGUUGGCAUAUUAGAGGAGCCCUGGACCACAGCCCAGGCUGCAUCUUCGCACGUGGGCCCAAGGCAGGGCGCCCGGCCCCCCCACCACCACCUUGCCACUGCGGAGGCAAGAGGUCCUGCAGGGUGCCACUGCUCUCUCUGGGUCCCCAGCGACAAGGGCAUAGACGAGUGAGGGGAGGCAACACAUCAGGAUGACUGGAAUUUUCCAUCCCGUUUUGCUUCGACCGUGGGUAUUGAGCGGCAGCCUCUGAUAUUCUAUCCCGUUUCCAAAAAUGGUAUCCAUUAGGCCGGAAAGAGAACGGAUCCGUAGAAAUGUUGACCUUGCAGCUGCCCACGAAUUCAGGACACUCUGGACAGGAAGACACACUCCCCAGAACGAGAGCAGGGAAGAGGGGACCGGGCGAGGCUCGGUCCCCGGUCCAAGGAACGUAGCUCCUCCCCAGGGUCGUCUCGCCCAGACCUUCUCUACCAGGUCCCUCCGCUCAGUUACCCUCGGGAAGCCCUGCUCUGUUGUGUUCCUUCACUGUACGGUUUCUGUAAUAAAAAGUGUUAAUCCAUGUUAAUCCUUGUGAAAACUAUUGCGUGCAACAGUAUUUUCUCGUGUACCUCUUUUUCCUAUGUGAAUUGUCCCUCUUUUCUUUUUUUAUUUAUAAAUGUCUACUUUUUUUAAAAGACAAACCAAUGUGUUGUAGGCCUAUAUGUAACCUAUUCCUUAGUCUCAUAUUAUAGGUAUGUUAUAAGAAUGGAUAUUUUACUUGGCUUUAGAAUGUUUUACAAGAAAAAUAAUUCUUAUCUGAUCAAGUCCUUGCUACUAAAAUGCUUGUGUUUUUCAUCAUGACGUCGUGUGCUUCUAAAUUAAUGAUCAUUUUCGUUGUAGAAAAAUGGAGUGAAUUUAUAUUAGUCUUGGAAACUAAUAAUAGCAUUGUAAAUUUAUGAGAUGAUUUUAACAGAAAAAAAAUUAUAGAAGAAUAUAGUUAUUUUAAUUGUAAUAUUACUAACUGUAGGGUGAGAAAGGGGGGUCCCGUCGUGUGAACUAUGUUAUAGCUUGUUACUCACAGUUUCUUUUUGAUCAUUUUUUCGGUCUCUGAGGUGAAACGAGUUAUUAAUUAAAAUUCGUAAACUCACAUAUGCAUAUUGUAUAUGUGUAGAAAUGUAAUCACACUCUGUCUUGGAAUUACAUUAAACUGUUUGGAAUCACUGUA
This is a messenger RNA of Phacochoerus africanus (Common warthog), 15054 nucleotides long. RefSeq names its product homeodomain interacting protein kinase 2 (gene HIPK2). Gene Ontology annotation, cellular component: PML body; cytoplasm; nucleus. The record is from RefSeq and is a predicted model, not a curated record. Gene Ontology annotation, molecular function: ATP binding; transcription corepressor activity; protein tyrosine kinase activity. The coding region runs from base 252 to 3833 and encodes 1193 amino acids. Gene Ontology annotation, biological process: positive regulation of transcription by RNA polymerase II; intrinsic apoptotic signaling pathway in response to DNA damage by p53 class mediator; smoothened signaling pathway. NCBI's taxonomy places the organism in Eukaryota, Metazoa, Chordata, Mammalia, Artiodactyla, Suidae. The transcript has 15 exons.